GCAGGCACUGCCGAGCGGGGCCGUUGCGGGGCUCCCUGCGCUCCCCAGCCGAGCGGAGCGGAGCCGAGCAGAGCAGGCGGGCUCUGCGGGCGUGGGAAGGGGUAGAGCUCGAAGCGAAUCUCCCUCCCCACCCGCGGGGGGCACAGCCAUGCCCCGCACCGCCUGCUGAACCCAACCCGCGCCCAGGCUGCCCCGCAGCCCCCCGCCCGCCGCCAAGCUGGAGGAACGCCGCAAGCCCGAGCCCCGGAGGAUGGAGGACGAGGCAGUACUGGAUAGAGGGGCUUCCUUCCUUAAACAUGUAUGUGAUGAAGAAGAAGUGGAAGGCCACCACACCAUCUACAUCGGGGUCCACGUGCCCAAGAGCUACAGGAGAAGGAGGCGUCACAGGAGGAGACCUGGACACAAAGAGAAGAAAGAAAAGGAGAAAAUCUCUGAGAACUACUCCGACAAAUCAGACGUAGAAAACGCUGAUGAGACAAGCAGCAGCAUCCUGAAACCUCUCAUCUCCCCCGCCGCCGAGCGCAUCCGCUUCAUCCUCGGAGAGGAAGAUGACAGCCCCGCUCCCCCCCAGCUCUUCACUGAGCUGGAUGAACUUCUGGCCAUCGAUGGACAGGAGAUGGAAUGGAAGGAGACUGCCAGGUGGAUCAAGUUUGAGGAGAAGGUAGAACAAGGUGGGGAGAGAUGGAGCAAACCUCACGUGGCCACCUUGUCCCUGCACAGCUUGUUUGAGUUAAGGACGUGUAUAGAGAAAGGCUCCAUCAUGCUGGAUAUAGAGGUCACUUCUCUCCCACAGGUGGUGGAGAUGAUCGUUGACAACCAGAUCGAGACGGGGCUUUUGAAAGCAGAGCUGAAGGACAAGGUCACCUACACCCUGCUGAGGAAGCACCGGCACCAGACCAAGAAGUCCAACCUGCGCUCGCUGGCCGACAUCGGCAGGACCGUCUCCAGUGCAAGUAGGAUGUUUUCCAACCCUGAGAAUGGCAGCCCAGCCAUGGCCCACAGAAAUCUGACUUCCACCAGUCUGAAUGACAUCUCUGACAAGCCUGAGAAGGACCAGCUGAAGAAUAAAUUCAUGAAGAAGUUGCCCCGUGAUGCUGAGGCCUCCAAUGUGCUGGUGGGGGAGGUGGAUUUCUUGGAGGGUCCUUUCAUUGCCUUCGUCAGGCUGCAGCAAGCAGUCAUGUUGGGAGCUCUCACCGAAGUCCCCGUGCCCACCCGGUUUCUCUUCAUCCUGCUGGGACCCAAGGGCAAAGCCAAGUCCUACCACGAGAUCGGCCGAGCCAUUGCCACUCUGAUGUCAGAUGAGGUGUUCCAUGACAUUGCCUAUAAAGCCAAGGACCGGCAGGACCUGAUCGCUGGCAUUGAUGAGUUCUUGGAUGAAGUCAUUGUGCUCCCCCCUGGGGAAUGGGACCCAGCCAUUAGGAUAGAGCCCCCCAAGUCUCUUCCUUCUUCAGAUAAAAGGAAAAACAUGUACUCUGGUGGGGAAAACCUGCAGAUGAAUGGAGACACCCCCCACGAUGGAGGGCACGGCGGUGGGGGCCACGGGGACUGUGAGGAGCUGCAACGAACGGGCAGGUUCUGUGGUGGCUUAAUCAAAGACAUAAAGAGGAAAGCACCGUUCUUCGCCAGCGACUUCUACGAUGCUUUAAAUAUUCAAGCCCUCUCAGCCAUUCUGUUCAUCUACCUGGCCACAGUCACCAAUGCCAUCACCUUUGGAGGGUUGCUUGGUGAUGCUACAGAGAACAUGCAGGGCGUCCUGGAGAGCUUUCUGGGCACAGCUGUCACCGGUGCCAUCUUUUGCCUUUUUGCUGGCCAGCCACUGACAAUUCUGAGCAGCACAGGCCCUGUCCUUGUCUUUGAAAGGCUCCUCUUUAACUUCAGCAAAGACAACGAUUUUGACUACCUGGAGUUCCGCCUCUGGAUCGGGCUCUGGUCAGCAUUCCAGUGCCUCCUCCUGGUCGCCACCGACGCCAGCUUCCUGGUCAAGUACUUCACCCGCUUCACUGAAGAAGGCUUCUCCUCCCUCAUUAGCUUCAUCUUCAUUUAUGAUGCUUUCAAGAAGAUGAUCAAACUGGCAGAUCACUACCCCAUCAACUCUCACUUCAAGGUGGAUGAAAUCACACAGUACUCCUGUGCCUGCCAGCCAUUAGAUCCGGUGAAUAGCUCCUUAUUUAACGGGACAACAGUGCUGUCAGCUGAUGAGCUCUUGGAUUCCUCAGCUGGGAUGCCCAACACCACCACUGAGUGGUCAGCCCUGACAGCCAAGGAGUGCUUGAGACACGGAGGGCAACUCGUGGGCAACAACUGCGGCUACAUCCCUGACAUCACCCUCAUGUCUUUCAUCCUCUUUUUUGGCACUUACACCUGCUCCAUGGCCCUGAAGAAAUUCAAGACCAGUCGAUAUUUUCCGACCACUGCCCGGAAGCUCAUCAGUGACUUUGCCAUUAUCUUGUCCAUUUUUAUUUUCUGUGGAAUAGAUGCCCUGGUAGGUGUGGACACACCAAAACUAAUUGUGCCAAGUGAAUUCAAGCCAACCAGUCCUGAGAGGAGUUGGUUUGUCCCACCCUUUGGAGGGAACCCAUGGUGGGUCUACCUGGCAGCAGCCAUCCCUGCACUGCUGGUCACCAUCCUCAUCUUCAUGGACCAGCAAAUCACAGCUGUCAUUGUCAACAGGAAGGAGCACAAGCUGAAGAAAGGUGCUGGGUAUCAUCUGGAUUUGUUCUGGGUGGCUAUCCUGAUGAUUGUGUGCUCCUUCAUGGGCCUGCCCUGGUACGUUGCUGCUACCGUCAUCUCCAUUGCUCAUAUCGACAGCUUGAAGAUGGAAACAGAAACUUCAGCCCCUGGAGAACAGCCCAAGUUUUUAGGAGUGAGGGAGCAGAGGGUCACUGGAAUUAUCGUUUUCAUCCUGACUGGUGUGUCUGUCUUUAUGGCUCCCAUCCUAAAGUUCAUCCCCAUGCCCGUCCUCUACGGCGUCUUCCUCUACAUGGGCGUCGCGUCCCUCAAUGGCGUGCAGUUCAUGGAUCGUUUGAAGCUGCUGUUGAUGCCUCUAAAACACCAGCCUGACUUCAUCUACCUGCGCCACGUCCCGCUGCGCAGGGUCCAUCUCUUCACCUUCCUGCAGGUGGUGUGCCUGGCCCUCCUUUGGAUCCUCAAGUCCACCGUGGCUGCUAUCAUAUUCCCUGUCAUGAUCCUGGCACUCGUAGCAGUCAGAAAAGCCAUGGACUACCUCUUCUCCCAGCAUGACUUAAGCUUUCUUGAUGACGUCAUUCCAGAAAAGGAAAAGAAAAAGAAAGAGGAUGAGAAGAAGAAGAAAAAGAAGAAGGGCAGUAUGGACAGUGACAAUGAUGAUUCUGACUGCCCCUACUCAGAAAAAGUCCCAAGUAUUAAAAUACCAAUGGACAUCAUGGAGCAGGAACCUUUCCUAAGUGAUAGCAAACCUGCUGACAGAGAAAAAUCACCAACAUUCCUUGAACGCCAUACAUCGUGCUGAUGCAAUUCCUUUCCUUCAGUCACACACCAUGCCAAGCCCUCCACGAACUCCAGUCAAAGUUGUGCCUCAAAUUAGGAUAGAGCUCGAGCCUGAAGACAAUGGUUACUUCUGGAGGAGCAAGGGAACAGAAACUACUUUGUAAUUUGUCUGUCUGUUGAAUCUUUUAUGGAAAUUUUAUUUUGUCACUAGCCAAAUAUUAAAAUGCUCUCUGCUCCCCACCCACAAAGGUAAAUGCACCCAUCCCACCCUGCCCCCAGCCCCUGGAUCUCCUCCCAGCCCUCCUCACCACUUCCCCCACGCUGACCAGGACUCAUUUUGCCUUCUCUGUCUCUGGGACACACACGCCUCUCUCCUGGGCAAGCAGGAGGAUGGAGGAGCCCACGGCAGAGGGGUGGGGGCUGGCAGAGGAGCUGGCGUUGCUGUAGUGGUGGUGGAUCGGUGUUUGGUUUCUUUGUCAGAACAAACCUGACUCCAGGCUAACUCCAUGUCUCACUCACCCUGCUGGAAGAUGCUGGAAAGUGCUGCUAACACUUAACUUGCUCCCCAAGCCUCUACUUUGUAGUUAACACGGGAUGGAAAAAGGAAAAGGUACUUGAGUCCCAGCACAGAGAAACCAUUGCCACUGCUGUAGCGUGUGUUUUGAAAUGUCCCUUUCCUAUGCAAUUGUUUUUUUGUUUAAAGGAACACUUUAAUGGACUUAAUCCGUCAGGUACAUUGAAGAGUGUUAUUUUCCUAGAUUAUUUUGUUUAAAUUAUGGGGGCCUAACCUACAACUUUUUUUUUUUUUGUCAAUUUUUUUAACCUUUUUUUAAUUACUGUAAAGAAAAAAAAAAAAAGAAUUUUUUUUCCUGCAGCAGGAAACAUAUAGUUAUGAGUAGUUCUACCUCUUAUUUCUAGAUGCCAGGCUUUCUGUAAAAAAAAAAAAAAAAAAAAAAAAGUAUUGUACCAUAUAUAAUGUGAUUUUUACAAAAGCAAAACACAAAAAAAAAACAACCCAGCAAAAAAAACAACAAAACCACACCACCACACCACAGUCUGCAGGACAUGGCAUGGGGCUGGAUCGGUUUGCUGAACACCCCUCUGCUCUGAAGCAUCUGUUGUACUUAGGGUUGUGUUGGUUUAUUCUGUUGUGUGCUUGUUUGUUUGUUUGUUUGUUUCCAAUAAGGAAUCUCACUUCACCAGGAGGGGUGAUCCUGUCAUCUUGGAGCAGUCUUAAUGUCCUGGUGGGCAGGGAGAUGCUGAGCAGCCCCAGCCUUGGGGGGCAGAUGCAGGUUGGGGUUGUUGCCCGUUUCCUCCUGGUGAUGUGUGAAUUAAUUAAUGGUGUGAAACUGGGAGAGGGGGAUGUGUACAUGGAGACCUUGGGUGCACCUCAGGCACCAUGGAGCAGAAAGCCACCUGACAGUGACCUGCUGGGAUGUCCAUCCUCACCCUCGUGCUCACCAGCCUCACCAGCAGCUGCAUCCAUCCUCCAGCACCCCCAUCUCUGAACCUCCUCCUGCUGAACUCGGGCUGCUCAGGCCCAGCCCCAGCCCUUGGCAGGCAAACACCACCUUGGGAGGGAGAGAUGGUUCCUCUCUCUCCAGCUUCUACUUGUGUGUCACACAUUGGGGAAGUUGGGCUUCACCACGGUGUUCCUGUGAGGAAGGUGGGGGUGACCUGUAAUGCUGAAGGCUUCAUCGAAAAAAUGAAAGAAAAACCAAACCCACAACAAAGAAGGUAAAAAAGCCCAGCUGUGGGGGCCCCAGAGGAGAAGGAUCCCACCCGAGAGGACAGGCAGGACAGGCCACCCGAGUGGCCACUUCUGUCCUUGUGAAACCAAAGUCCGUGUUGGAUAAGUGAACAGAACUUCAUGAUGGUGCUGAGAUCUUCUAUGCCAAAUUUUAGCAUCUCCUCACUCGUAGUAGCCCUGUCAGCAAGGAAAGGUGCAGGCUGGGGCUGGUGUGUCCCAGCUCUGCUGUACAAACCAACCACUGGCCACUUGCCUCUCCGGGAUGAGUUGAUGGGGACCCUGCUGGAUUGAGCAUCUGCUGCGAGGGGAUCCCAGCUGGAGAUGAUGGAGCUGCAGAGGUGUCUGCACAGCACCCACCUGCAUUCCCCACGUGCUCCUGAGAGGGAUCAGCUUCAGCCUCCAGGGAUCAGCCCAGACCCAGGCAGGAAAGGCUGGGGAGAUGUUGGAAGUGCCCAGAAAAGGAGGAGCUCCGUGAUCCCUUGGCUCCAACCAAUGCUUUCCAGCCCCUGGUGAGCACAAGUCUUGGCUCCUGGAGGGGAAACAGCUUCCAGAGUCACCUGCAGAGCACAGAGGAGCUUGUUGGGUUUUGAUGUGUAGGAAUCCCAGCGACUGAGGGAGGAAAGAUGGAACCAGCUGAAGGGAGAGAAGCCGCUGCCCUGCUCCCCAUCAGCUCCACCCAGGGCCCUACACCCACCCUCAGCUUCCCACCCACUGGCCCUUGGUCACCUGGCUCCACAAGAAUGAGGUCUUCCACUUUCCAACCCUGCUAAAUGUACUUGAAAUGUUCUGAUUGCUGAUCUAGAUCUUUCUCUCUCUCUUUUUUUUUAAUUUUAUUUUAUUAGUGGGUUGUUUGGUUUUGUUGUGCCCCAAGGGAGCUGUUGCCCAGAGGGUCGUGUUUGCUGCAGGGAUGGGACAGAGGAUUCUGUAGCUUUCCAUGAAGAACACACCACCUCUGGUGACAGGAGCUGGGGAUGUCCCCUUCCUGGUGCCUGCCACCAGCACUUCCUCGGGGUUUGUCUCUUCUCUUGGUUUUUGCUUUAAAAACCAAAGCAAAACCCAGCAGGGAGAGAGAAGCCGAGAGCUCUGCUUGGGCACCAGGAGGCAGCGGGCAAAGAGCCUGCAGGCAGAUCCAGGAGAGGUUCCCUGCACUUCAGAGACCUCUGGAAAGAAAAAUUCAUUUCCAUGAGAAUUGGGGAUCUUGUGGGAGAAGCCUGGGUGAGCACUUUGGGGAAUUCUCCUCCUGGUGGGACCCUGCAGCCAGCUUUGUCCCUGCCCUGGGAGGCGGUGGCCCUCUGCCUCUGCAGCCCAUGCUUACCUGUCAUUGUGGCCGAUACAUCUUUGUAUUUUUUAUUUUAUUUUAUUUUUUUGGAAUCAACACGCACUUUCAGAUACUUUUAUUAUUGUUUUUAAUUCUCGUAAGUCUGUAUUUGCUUUGGAGGAAAGAAUAGAAAACAGUAUGAAAUGAAGUGGAUCAAAUGGUGGAACAAAAAGGAAAAAAAAAAGCAGAAAACA
Messenger RNA from Calypte anna (Anna's hummingbird), 6727 nucleotides. It is a transcript of the gene SLC4A4, whose product is annotated as solute carrier family 4 member 4. Bases 251 to 3487 code for a protein of 1078 amino acids. Gene Ontology annotation, molecular function: solute:inorganic anion antiporter activity; monoatomic anion transmembrane transporter activity; sodium:bicarbonate symporter activity. Gene Ontology annotation, biological process: bicarbonate transport; transmembrane transport; regulation of intracellular pH. Gene Ontology annotation, cellular component: plasma membrane; basolateral plasma membrane. The transcript has 26 exons. Lineage: Eukaryota; Metazoa; Chordata; Aves; Apodiformes; Trochilidae. The record is from RefSeq and is a predicted model, not a curated record.